This is a messenger RNA of Adineta ricciae, 299 nucleotides long. The record is from the annotation of a GenBank genome assembly. Lineage: Eukaryota; Metazoa; Rotifera; Eurotatoria; Adinetida; Adinetidae.
AUGCAACCCUUUGUUGAACAACCACAAUUCCUUCUCGAACCCAAAUCCUCGUUUAUAUUCGAAAAUCGCCCGAUCAAACUUGAAUGUAAAGCAAUCCGUACGCGUCAAAUCUUCUUCAAUUGUGAUAAUAAAUGGGUGCCUGAACAAGAACAUACAAAAUCAACAGAGACCAAUGAUAAAGGCCUAAUUACCGUUGUCACAUCUAUUGACAUCACUGCUGCACAACUUGAAAGUCAACUUGAUUCUAAUGGAUAUAAAUGUUUUUGUCAAGCAUGGUCGGCAACAGGUGGAACAUUGAA